AUGACAGUUGAUCCCAGAUACAGAGGUGAGCACAUCUUCUCUCAAGACAAGAAGAACAUUACUUACUGCCUCUUCAAGAUGGUGAAAGACAGUGGCAACGGGAACUCUGAUGUUGGGUCAGAGACGUCACAAAGGUGCCGCCUGUCCUGCCUCGGUCCUCUGACCUUCCACCCUCAGGCUGUGGGAGACAUGGUCCGCCUGAGCCGGGGGUGUCGACGCGCAGACAGGAAGGAGGACACGUUCAAGAACGGCCUGGUGUUCAGCAGCCGCCCGCUGAAGAUCCAGGAGAGGAUUCGUCUGAGGGUGGAGAAAGAUCUGUUCAACUGGCACGGAGCUCUGCGUGUGGGCUUCACUAACGUGCCUCCCUCAGCCAGAUCUCUGCCUCUGCCCAUCAUGGCCAUCCCCAACCUCACUGACACCCAAGGGCACUGGGCUGCUCCUGUGCAUGAAUCCCACUGCCAAGCAGGUGUAGAGAUGGAGUUCUGGGUCUCUUCAGGAGGCACCAUAUACGUCUCAAGCAACAACGUCAAGGAGCAAAAGCUAGUGACAGGAGUGGAUCUCAGCCAGCCGCUGUGGGCCAUGAUAGACAUCUACGGAAAGACGUGCUCCCUCUCCCUCCUGGGCUCAACGAAAAAGGAGCUUUUUCGCACCAGACGGUCCUGUCCCGCACCUGAACGCCUCCCCUCACCUGAUGUUGACAACCACUGCACUUUGAUUACUGAAGUCUCAAGCCGCUAUAGAAACAGUGAUGAGUGCAUCUCCGGUGUAGAAGUCCCAGCUGAUGAAGGCAGUGGAUGUGUGGUCUGCAUGGAAAAAGAGUCAAGGAUCACGCUACCGUGUGGGCAUCGGUGUUUGUGUAACCAGUGCGCUUCCAAAUUCUUCCAGAAGUUUGACACCUGCCCGCUGUGCCGACACACGAUCGGAGCUUUAUCAGUGGACGGGGGGUGUGCCUCUGUCCUGCUCUGAGCUCUAAGCCAGCAAGCAGGAAUCACCAAACAGAAGCUACUGAGAGACUUUAACAAAUGAAAACACUGAAGACAAUGAAACAUAACGCUGAAGCAGGAAUCUGAACUAAAGCCAGUGAAUACGGCUGGUGUUAGCUUAAUAUGACUAUGAAUAAUGUAUCAUAUCUAUCACAGAAAUAGAAUUCAAUGAGUGAAAAUCUGACAAAAUCAUAUCAAAUGAUCAUGUAAAUAAUUGUGUGAAACUUUACUGCUUGAAAAUUGCACUUUUAUUCGAUUGUUAAAUCAGGAUAAAGCCAAGCAUGAAACCAAAUGUUGUUUGCACCCUGAGCCCAAAGUGAAAUGUCAUUUACAUUCCCUGCACUGUAUAUUUUGCUUUGUUGAUGUUGUAAAUAUGAAAUCAAUUUUUAUAUUUGUAAAGUUAUUUUUGUAAGAAAUAUAUAUAUAUAAAAAAAAAAGUUGUCUUUUCUAUUCUUA
Molecule: messenger RNA, 1439 nt
Organism: Cottoperca gobio
Lineage: Eukaryota; Metazoa; Chordata; Actinopteri; Perciformes; Bovichtidae
Product: E3 ubiquitin-protein ligase NEURL3-like
Exons: 4
Coding region: 1-966 (321 amino acids)
Biological process (GO): ubiquitin-dependent endocytosis
Cellular component (GO): early endosome
Molecular function (GO): ubiquitin protein ligase activity
Source: RefSeq, a predicted model, not a curated record